GCGGAGUGCGGAGUUUUCUCGAAGAUCCAGCGUCGGUGCGAGCCGUACGACAUUAUGACCCGCUUGACCGGGCCGAACUAUCUAUCGCCAGCAGCGAAACGCGUCGCGUCGCGAUAAACGCGGUGUCCUCGGUGACCAGGGCGAAGCCGUCUCGUCUCGCCGAGCCAGGACCGAGCCAGGACCGAGCCAGGACCGAGCCAGGACCGAGCCAGGACCGCCCGGGGCAGCUGCGCCAAGGGCAAGGGCCAAUAGGUACGCGCGCCGCGUCGCCGCCGCGACAGGAUGCCGCUCUUCGGGAAGAAGGACUCCAACAAGAAGCUCAAGAAGGACGGCAAGGACGAGAAGUCGCCCUCCGUCGACGACAAGUACGUCCUCAAGGAGCUCCUUGGCACGGGUGCCUUCUCGGAGGUAAGGUUGGCGGAAAGCAAAGAGAAGCCAGGCCAAAUGUUUGCCGUGAAGAUCAUAGACAAAAAGGCAUUAAAAGGAAAAGAAGAUUCCUUAGAGAACGAGAUCAAAGUUUUGAGAAGGUUCAGUGAAACGGUGACACCACAGAGUGGUGACGGCCCGUUCAAGUCGACUAGUAGUGGCGAAAGAGGAUGGCUAACGCAUCCGAACAUCGUGCAGCUGCUGGAAACGUUCGAGGACAAGCACAAGGUCUACCUGGUGAUGGAGCUGGUGACCGGGGGCGAGCUCUUCGACCGGAUCGUGGAGAAGGGCUCCUACACGGAGAAGGACGCCUCGGGGCUGAUCCGGCAGGUGCUGGAGGCGGUGGACUACAUGCACGAGCAGGGCGUCGUUCACAGGGACCUCAAGCCGGAGAACCUUCUUUACUACAGCCAGGACGAGGACAGCAAGAUCAUGAUCAGCGACUUCGGCCUGUCCAAGAUGGAGGAUUCCGGAAUCAUGGCGACGGCCUGCGGCACGCCGGGAUACGUCGCCCCGGAGGUGCUGGCGCAGAAGCCUUACGGCAAGGCGGUCGACGUCUGGAGCAUAGGAGUCAUCUCGUACAUCCUCCUCUGCGGGUACCCGCCGUUCUACGACGAGAACGACGUCAAUCUCUUCGCGCAGAUCCUGAAAGGUGAAUUCGAGUUCGACUCGCCGUACUGGGACGACAUCAGCGACUCCGCCAAGGACUUCAUCCACAAGCUGAUGUGCGUCAACGUCGAGGAGCGGUACACCUGCAAGCAGGCUUUGGCGCAUCCCUGGAUAUCCGGCAACGCGGCCAGCAAUAAAAAUAUCCACGGCUCCGUAGGAAAGUCUCCCUGUUGUCUCAUGGUUGCAGCAAGCGUACCACGCGGCCACGGUGAUCCGCCAGAUGCAGCGGCUGGCCCUCAACAGCGGCCAGCAGCACCAGGGCCCAGGACCGACCGGCCCCUCCACCGGCCCCUCCACCGGCAGCCCCACGCCGCGCCCCGACCCCAACCACCGCAACCCCCCGCCGACCCCGAGCGGCCUAAACUGAAGUCGGCGCCUCUCCCUCUCCCUCUCCCUGUCCCUCUCCCCCUCCCCUCGCCCGGACCCGCGCCCAAGUCUCGCGCCCUCCCGGUAUCGCCUCCCGGCUCGCCCCUCUAUCUGCACAACAAGCGCUUCCGGCUCUGGGGCGACACGCGCACGGCCCUUUCCACGCUCUUCAGGGCCAACGUGUCCUACUUGAGAAAGCAGCGCAAGCACAAGAAGAGCUGAACGUCCUCGGACCGCUGUCGCUUGGAAUCGCGAGGUCCGCGGGUCGCCCGGGGCUCGGGAAGGACUUUCCCGGGACGUUGUAGAUGCUUCGAAGCGGCGAGAACGACGCCGGGUUCGUUAUCGGGCCGAGGAGAAGGGUAGUUUCCUUUUGACGGUAUACGAGAGCGCGACGUAGAAAGUAAUAUAUGUAAAUAUAUUAUGAAUCUCUUUUAAUUCGUAAAGCGAGGGGCCCUCGAGGUGUCGGCGCGACGUAAGAUUUACGAUUCGCGCGGAUGGAAGGGAAGUCUCUCGAUCGCCGGCCCAGGGUUUUGCCAUCCCUGCCCCGAGGAAGGAGCGCGGAUGCCAGCCGCGAUUCGGGUCGGGCUAUCCGCCGACGCGAGAGAUUCCUUCUCGUUACCGUUGUAACGUUUUAUUUUCGCUUUCGGAAGGACGAAAUCUAAACACGGUUUCGCGGGGCACGAGCGCCGACGAGCUUCCGGGGCGAAUCGACGCGGAAUCGAUAGCGGAUCUUCUCUCCGGGAAUCUCGGUUCCCGUUUUUUUUUUUUUUUUUCGAUAUUCGACCGAUCGCUCCAUUCGCGGGAAGCGAGCCCGGCUUCUUCGAUGGUUGUUUACCGUCCAGGGGGUAGGACCGACAGGCCGAUACCUUUCUUAAACGCGGUUGCCGAUCGUUUGCCAUUCGCUUCGAUUUAGAAAUAGCGCGAACGUGUACAUACGUACGAUUCGGUGAUCGCGGGAUCGAUCACGCGGUAAAACCCGUUGCUUCCGGUCCAAAGGAUACGGACUCCGAUCGAUUUCGUUGCGUCCGGAUUCUUUGACGUUGAGCGCAUCCGGAGGUCAAUCGACCCCGAUCGAAACCUAUAUCGUCUCUUUUACAAAACUCUACGGAAAUGGCCACUCGUUUUGAGUUGGCAUCCUCCUCCCGUUUCUCGAGCGAUGCGGCCGGACGUUUCCUAUGCUCUCGCGUUAGAUGACGCGUAUAGCACGGUUCACCUCCGAACCGACGUCGUCGGCCGCGAAACGUUAACCUAGGCCAAAACGGAAGUAAACGAGUAGUUUAAAGCUUUCUCAAAGGCGACGGGACGCUUCCUUCUCGACCGAGCCUUCGUCCUUCGUUUAUCCGCAGCUCCGAACGGAAGUCGUGAUAUUAUCGUAACGAGAACGGCCGCCGCGUUGGACCGAUAAGUCCGUCCGAAAGGCGGGCGCUAUCGGGACAGGUACGAGAGCGACGCGCGGCUGGGAUGAAUGGCGUUACGGUUAACGAUAAUUUUAAGACAUAAGAAUACACGUAUACACACACACACACACACACACGCAAUCAUUAUUGACCGCUGCGAGCUAACGCGAGUAACGAUGAUUUAGGCAGGGAGAAUAUCGUACCGGACAAGGUUCUAACGAUGUGCUUGCAAGCUCGGUGUCCACGUCCCGGUCGCGAAACCGAGGCACAAUAGUCGAUACGCGGUACGUGUCCGUUGUCAAGCGAUGCAUUGGUCCAUUCUGGAGUGCCUUCGGAUGACAUGAUGGUGGUUUAUAAAAAAGGGACCCCCGACGCGUCCGGGGACAAAGUUCGGGGUUUAUACUACGUUGACGUUCCUGCUUGUACUCGAGUACUUACGAAUCGUCGUCGCGCGAUCAGCUUAAAUACCUUGUAAGAGUUCACCGGCGAAUCGCCGGGUAACGAGAACGUAACGCGAGUAGACCAGGCGAACGCUAAGUAGAAACUUUGUAAGGAAACGCUCGAGUGUUCGGCUGCACCCGGUAAUACCCGAUACCUCUACCAAUGUACGUUAAACCGAGCCCGACCGAGUCCACUCGGUACCCUCGGUACCCUCGCCCCUUAUCCAUGACUUCUUGUACAAUGGAUCUUGUAAAGAGUUUGACGAAGGAACGCGACGUAAGGUGGGCUCGCUGGAUCCGUCCACCGUUGAAACCAAACUCCGGUUUCCCGCCAGCAGCGGAAACGUCCCAUCGGCGAUGCCGAAAUUCAAAGCAGAUCGACACGGGACGUAAUCGUUAUCGGCUAGCGCAGUUUGGUUUUAACGACGUUGGAGCAGGGUAAAGACCCUCGGCGAAUCCAAAGGACCGUUUACGAGGCGCGCGGACCUGCCAGGCCGCGUAUUACAUCGAUUUACUGUACAUCGAGUUUUAGUAACGAGCUUUUCACUUAAUUCCCGGUAGUACGUGUACAUGUAGCGAUCCAUUAAAGGAGGUUUAAACCCUUGAAACCCUUUAAA
This is a messenger RNA of Orussus abietinus, 3915 nucleotides long. It is a transcript of the gene CaMKI, whose product is annotated as calcium/calmodulin-dependent protein kinase type 1-like. The record is from RefSeq and is a predicted model, not a curated record. The transcript has 9 exons. Gene Ontology annotation, biological process: protein phosphorylation. Gene Ontology annotation, molecular function: calmodulin binding; calcium/calmodulin-dependent protein kinase activity; ATP binding. Bases 283 to 1683 code for a protein of 466 amino acids. NCBI's taxonomy places the organism in Eukaryota, Metazoa, Arthropoda, Insecta, Hymenoptera, Orussidae.